UAUAUAAAUAUGGUAAGUUUUAUUAGUUGUUGUUUUUUCAGGUGUUGAAUUGAUCAUCAUACAGUCAUGGAGAAGGCAGGGUGGAAGAGACAGUGGGGUUUGUUUGUGCUCUUAAUUGUUCAAUUAUUCUUCAUUGUUGAAGUUUCUGGGGCGACUCCAGUAAGAGGUCCAGGGAGCAUCAAUAGCCGAGAACUGAAGUCAUCACUUCCUCCACUCCGUUUGCAUAGAUUGGGUCAUGACUAUGUGGUAAUGGAUAAUGGCAUUGUUAUGGUCACUUUGUCAACCCCGAAGGGCAUGGUUACCAGAAUACAGUACGAAGGAAUUGACAAUAUUCUUGAGUAUAAUAAAGAAACCAACAGAGGGUACUGGGAUAUUAUUUGGGCCACCAGAGAAAGCGUAUUGGAUGGUCUACAUGGGACAAGUUACGAGGUUAUUACGGAAGAUGAAGAUCAAAUAGAGAUUUCAUUCCCAAGCAAAUGGGAUCCUUCGCACAGAGAUAUCGGUCGCCCCCUAAAUGUAGACAAAAGGUUUGUAAUGUUGCGAGGCUCGUCCGGUUUUUACACAUACUCGAUAUUUGAGAGGUUAGAGGGAUUUCCUGCGAUGACUAUCGGCCAAGGGAGGGUUGCUUUCAAGCUUCAGCACAAGCUGUUUAAUUACAUGGCAAUAUCGGAUACAAGGCAAAGGGUGAUGCCAACGCCUUACGACCGUAGCAAUGGUCAAACACUUGACUACCACGAAGCUGUCGUGUUGACCAAUCCAUCCAAUCCAGACCUUAAAGGAGAGGUGGAUGAUAAGUACCAGUAUUCGUCCGAUAACAAGGACAACCGGGUACACGGGUGGAUAUCCUUGGACAAGGGGGUCGGGUUUUGGGUCAUCACACCAAGCGAUGAGUUCCGGGUAGGUGGGCCUCUCAAGCAAGAGCUCACUUCCCACGUGGGCCCAACUAGCUUAUCAGUGUUUUUCAGUAACCAUUAUGCCGGCCGGACUAUGUCACUUGCAUUCCAAGAUGGAGAACCAUGGAAGAAGGUUUUUGGUCCUGUUUUUAUCUAUCUUAACUCCGAUUCAGCUAAUAAGGAUCCAUCUUCACUCUGGGAAGACGCAAAAAAACAGAGUGUGAGAGAAACCGAAAGCUGGCCAUACGAUUUCCCCCUCUCGGAAGACUUUCCCAAAGCGAAACAACGGGGUACAGUUAGAGGUCGAUUACUAGUCCACGACAGGUACAUAAACAGAAAUCUUAUUAGUGCAAGUUCUGCGUAUGUUGGGUUGGCUAAACCUGGAGAAGUCAGAUCAUGGCAAACAGAAAACAAGGGUUACCAGUUUUGGACCCGAGCUGAUGCUGAAGGCCACUUUGUGAUCAAGGGGAUCCGACCCGGCAACUAUAGCUUGUAUGCAUGGGUCCCUGGCAUUAUUGGGGAUUACAGAAAUGAUUAUUUCAUUAAUAUCGCCCCAGGUGGGGAAAUCAGGGUGCGUGAUCUUGUGUAUUAUCCUCCAAGGGUGGGUCCCACCUUAUGGGAAAUCGGCGUACCGGACCGCACCGCGGCCGAAUUCUUCGUGCCCGAUCCCGAUUCAAAACGAGUCAACAAUUUAUACACCGACCAUGCUGACAAGUUCAGGCAAUACGGGUUGUGGGACCGCUACUCAGACCUCUACCCGAACCACGAUCUCAUCUUCACCGUCGGCACCAACAGUUACCAAAAAAAUUGGUUCUUCGCUCACGUUACUAGGAAACAAAACAACACCUAUGUACCAACAACAUGGAGAAUUUCAUUUCAAUUGGAACAUGUGAGGAGUGGAGCUUAUACACUUCAACUAGCCUUGGCAUCGGCCAGUAUGUGUGAACUGCAAGUUCGGGUCAACAACCCACGGGCGGCAUACCCUCACUUCACAACGAGGCUUAUAGGAAGGGACAACGCGAUCGCAAGACACGGGAUUCACGGGUUGUAUUCACUGUAUAGCGUGGAUAUAUCGAGUUUUCAGCUUGUCAAGGGAAGCAAUUCGAUCUAUUUGACACAGUCAAGAGGGGGAAGCCCUUUCAGUGGACUAAUGUACGAUUACCUCCGGUUAGAAGGGCCUCCGUACGCAAGUUGAUGUGUUGAUUGCAGAUUCACAUUCACAUUCAUAAAAAGAUAGAAUUCGUGAUUUAAAUUGUUGAGCUAUAGCUUUUAUGUUAUUGCAUUUAUUAUUUCACCAAAUUGUAAAGUUUUUUUACAAUUUAUAAAUUGGUGUAAUUAGCAUAGUACUCUUGUCAAAUCGUUUGAAUUUCGAAAAAGUGGUUUAUUGGUAUUUGAAUCCUGAUUAGUAUCCAAUGAACUUGAA
This is a messenger RNA of Rhododendron vialii, 2316 nucleotides long. Its product is annotated as probable rhamnogalacturonate lyase B. Gene Ontology annotation, molecular function: carbohydrate binding; catalytic activity. The coding region runs from base 67 to 2088 and encodes 673 amino acids. Gene Ontology annotation, biological process: carbohydrate metabolic process. NCBI's taxonomy places the organism in Eukaryota, Viridiplantae, Streptophyta, Magnoliopsida, Ericales, Ericaceae. The record is from RefSeq and is a predicted model, not a curated record. The transcript has 16 exons.